GAAAGCAGAACUAGCCAAUGAGUUCGUUUUCCUUUACCACUCCCUCUGCCUCUCCCUCUCCCUCUCGCACAAUUGCACAAACAUAUGGAGGGCCUUAUACGUAGCCUGAAUGGGCAUUCAUCGGGCCACCAUGUUUUUGGGUUGCUCGUCAAAUCUUCUCUAUCUUUUACGUGCCCAUAGCCUCAUCCGCUCAUCAAUUCCCAUAAAACCCAUCAAUCGCACGUGCCAAUUCAAACUCCUGCGAACGCAAUAAUAUCUGGGCAAUGCUUGCUCCUCACCCGCCAUUAUAGACUAAUAAAGUUUUUGUUGCCUGCAACCGCCUAUUCUCGCUCAUUGCGUUUCAAAUCCAAUCUCCCUUCUUCCCCAUUUUGACUCGUCUUUUUCUUGACCCAUCACUCCUACUCUUUUCUUCCCCUUCUCACUGAUUCGAGUCAUAUUUUUUAUAGGGUCUUUCCUUAACUGGAAAGCUGUUUCUAUUUUAAUUGUUUGAUUUGUUUCCUAUUGAUUACUUGGUCAACCUCACCGGUCUACACCAACAAACAGGGAAAACAACCGCCUUUGAUGCAGCUCAUGAUAUCCCUACCCCACAGUUAGCAUUUCCGCAAUUUGGGUGUUUCUAUCACGUCCGGAGCUAGUCACGCCGUGGACCACCUUGUUGGGUUGCCGGAGAUGGAGACGAACCCCCACCGUACCGGUUGUUCCGACCCUGUUAAGAAGGCGGUUCCUAUAUCCAUGGAUCAUGUGCUGCUGGCAUUGCGAGAAACCGAAGAAGAGAGGGAUGUCAGAUUACGGAGUCUGUUUAAUUUCUUUGACGCUGCCAAUGCUGGAUACUUGGAUUAUGCGCAGAUCGAGGCUGGGUUAUCGGCUUUGCAGAUUCCGGCGGAGUAUAUAUACGCCAGUGGUUUGUUGAAGGUUUGCGACGCAAAUGAGGAUGGACGGGUGGAUUAUCAGGAGUUUAGGAGGUAUAUGGACGAUAAAGAGCUGGAUCUAUACCGGAUUUUUCAGGCAAUUGAUGUGGAACACAACGGUUGCAUUUUGCCUGAGGAGUUAUGGGAUGCGCUUGUUAAGGCUGGGAUUGAGAUUGAUGACGAGGAGCUUGCCCGUUUUGUUGAGCAUGUUGAUAAGGAUAAUAAUGGAAUUAUAACUUUUGAAGAAUGGAGAGAUUUUCUUUUGCUUUAUCCACAUGAAGCUACAAUUGAAAACAUAUACCAUCACUGGGAAAGGGUAUGCCUUGUAGAUAUCGGAGAACAAGCUGUUAUACCAGAAGGCAUCAGUAAGCAUGUUAAUAGAAGUAAAUAUUUCAUUGCAGGGGGGAUAGCAGGAGCUGCAUCUCGUACUGCAACUGCUCCUCUUGAUCGCUUGAAGGUGGUUUUGCAAGUUCAGACAACACAUGCUCACCUUGUUCCUGCUAUAAAGAAGAUAUGGAAAGAAGGUGGUUUUUUGGGUUUCUUUCGUGGUAAUGGAUUAAAUGUUGUGAAGGUAGCACCUGAAAGUGCUAUUAAGUUUUAUUCUUAUGAACUGUUAAAGAAUGUCAUUGCUGAUUUUAAAGGGGGAGAAAAAGACAAUAUAGGUCCUGCUGAAAGACUUUUUGCUGGUGGAAUGGCUGGUGCAGUGGCACAAACAGCUAUCUAUCCGUUGGAUCUUGUUAAAACUCGAUUACAAAUUUGUGAAGGGGGAAAUGCUCCAAAGUUGGGAACUCUAACAAAGAAUAUAUGGAUUCAGGAAGGACCUCGAGCAUUUUAUAAAGGCCUUGUGCCAUCUCUUCUUGGGAUUAUACCUUAUGCUGGCAUUGACCUUGCUGCAUAUGAGACGCUGAAAGACAUGUCAAAGGCUUAUAUUCUGCAUGACAGUGAACCGGGUCCUCUUGUGCAAUUGGGUUGUGGGACAGUCUCAGCAGCCUUUGGAGCAUCAUGUGUUUAUCCCUUACAGGUUAUCAGAACCAGAAUGCAAGCACAACAUUCUAAUUCAUCUGCUGCUUAUAAGGGGAUGUCUGAUGUGUUUUGGAGAACACUUCAGAAUGAAGGUUAUAGAGGCUUCUACAAAGGGCUCUUCCCAAAUCUUCUCAAGGUUGUGCCAUCUGCAAGCAUAACAUAUUUGGUUUAUGAAGCCAUGAAAAAGAGCCUAGAUCUUUGACUGGGGAGCACUGUAUUCAUGUGCUAGGGAACUGAUUUCAGGUAUAGAAAUAUUCCAUAUAUGUAGUUAAUGACGAAAAUAAACAUAGGAUUGCUAGUCAAGUAGGCAAGACAAUUUUUGAGUUAUAGUAUAGACGUAAAUCCCCCUGCAUGAAUUGCCACGAAGUUUUGUUAGUCGAAGAGCUUUUUUUCUAGAACCUUAUUGGAAGGUAGCGUUGAGAAACAAGGAUUAUAUGACAUCAUAUUUUCAGACUUUGGAGGUGAUGGGCCUUCUUCAUUACCUUACAUAUUGCUACACCUUUACCUGUAGCACCUACAUUCUCUAAGGUGACAACUAUUUGUUUUUAAUUACUUCCUGAAGUUGAGGAAAUGCAGCCACCUUUAUCAUCUGCCUAAUA
Molecule: messenger RNA, 2530 nt
Organism: Manihot esculenta (cassava)
Lineage: Eukaryota; Viridiplantae; Streptophyta; Magnoliopsida; Malpighiales; Euphorbiaceae
Product: calcium-dependent mitochondrial ATP-magnesium/phosphate carrier protein 2
Exons: 4
Coding region: 670-2133 (487 amino acids)
Biological process (GO): transmembrane transport
Molecular function (GO): ATP transmembrane transporter activity; calcium ion binding
Source: RefSeq, a predicted model, not a curated record